UGCCUUUGUUCUGAAUUAUGUCAUUGGGAGGUUAUCACCUGAUGUUUGUCCCGUGAUGAGGAAGUAUAAAGAGUAACAGUUUGAACGUGAGCCUCAGGAGAGUGACAACAUGGGAGCUGUUCGAGUGAUGAGGUUUGGAAUUCUGGCAGCGGGAUGUGACCCGGAGAAGAUGGCGGCCAUCCUGUUCAUCUGCUCCUUGUUCUUUCUGAGUGCUUUAGGAAGUCAACCGACACCCUGCAGUUCACCGGAUCUCCUGGAAGGUCAGAAGACUCUUUUCUACGAAAGCACAAUUGAGGCUUGGGAGAAAUUCUCUUACGACGCUGUUCAAAAGAGGAUUUUCGCCUUCAAAACAAAAUGGUUUCCGAACGGCACGAAGCUGGAAACGAUGGAAUUCCUGCUAUUUCAGGAGUCCAUCCGAUACCAGUUCUAUCCUCAGAGCAGGACCUGUGUGAAGUCUGAUCUCCACACUCCAUUCCAGCCCAUCGCAAUUCCCUCUAACGCGACAUUCCUCGUUCAGAUGUAUGUUGGUGGGACCUCGGGACCACAGGAGGGGUUGCUGGUCAAUGUCUGGAGUGUUGAGACUGGCCACGGUGAUCCCUACAUUUUAACCUUCACUGCAUUUGGAUGUCUCCCAAUGUCCAUUAACUACCACUGUAAAGAGAAGGGCUGGAUUGUCGAAACGGCCAGCAGUAUGACGACAGGGAUCAGUGAUCCGAAUGUGUUUGUCCCUCCAGCAGAGUGCUCUGAGCUCAACUGAGAAUAUUCUCUCUUGGAGGCAAUACACAAACAGAAUUUAUACAACUCUAAUAAAGAACAGUUACCCUGCUGAGUAAAAACUGGCUCUGUACGGUUACACGGCGAGUGAGCCUUACCCUGCUGAAUAAACACUGUACCUUGUACGGUUACACGGCGAGUGAGCCUUACCCUGAUGAAUAAACACUGUACCUUGUACGGUUA
Messenger RNA from Stegostoma tigrinum, 957 nucleotides. Its product is annotated as mammalian ependymin-related protein 1-like. The coding region runs from base 110 to 757 and encodes 215 amino acids. Gene Ontology annotation, biological process: cell-matrix adhesion. Gene Ontology annotation, cellular component: extracellular region; lysosome. Gene Ontology annotation, molecular function: calcium ion binding. The transcript has 7 exons. The record is from RefSeq and is a predicted model, not a curated record. Lineage: Eukaryota; Metazoa; Chordata; Chondrichthyes; Orectolobiformes; Stegostomatidae.